UUGAAACAUUCGCCUUCUGCACAGCUGCACAGUCUGCUGCCACAGGUACCUUCAGUGCACUUAAUAUGGCAGAUAUCAGCAAAACCGAGAAGGUUCAGCUGCACGUGCCAGAUUUAGAGGAUCUUCGUGGUGUGUUACAAACAGGGCUGGAAGAGAACUUCGCUGAAGUGCAGGUGAGUGUUGUGGAGUGUCCUGAUCUCACCAAAGAGCCCUUCCAUUUUCCUGUUAAAGGCUUGUGUGGAAAUCCUCGAAUCACUGAUGUUGGGGGUGUGCCAUACUUGGUGCCUUUGGUCCAGAAGGAUAAGGAAUACAACAUGAACACCAUAUCAAAGGAGCUGGAGCUGCCGGGAGCCUUCAUGCUGGGUGCUGCAGGCGCUGCUUCUAGGGUUGUUGGAAUGAAUGCAGAGCUAAUGCCUUUGUGUCUAACCGAAGCUGAGGGAAGGCCUGCGGUGAACGGCAGCUAUUUCUCCUCCAUCAAUCCAGCCGAUGGAAAGUGUCUGCAGGAAAAAUACAGCGACAAGUUCUCCGACUGCAACUUUGGACUGCUGGGAAAUCUGUACGCUUGUGAGGGGAAGCCUGGGAAGGUCCUCAAGGUUCGAGCCAAAAAGAGGACAGGAGGUCACAGUCUGGUGACGUCCUUGAGGAAGACUCUAGAAGGUCAGUACCCGGAGAAAAGCCUGGCUCUGGGAGGAACCUUCAUCAUCCAAAAGGGGAAAGCUAAGAUCCACAUAAUGCCAAGAGAGUUCUCCGUCUGCCCCCUCCACUCCGAUGACGAUGUGAACAACUGGCUGAAGCACUUUGAGGUCAGCGCCCCGCUCAUCUGCCAGUCUGUGCUCGUGUCCAGAGAUCCGGGUUUGGAUCUGCGUGUCGAGCACACACACUGCUUCAGCCACCAUGGUGAAGGAGGUCACUACUACAUCGACACCACCCCCGACAGUGUGGAGUACCUGGGCUACUUCCUGCCUGCAGAGUUUGUGUAUCGUAUCGACAGGCCUAAAGACACCCACACAGUCGGACGAGACUGAACACUUAAUGAAUGAAUGAAUGAAUGAAUAAAUCUUUUGUGACACAAAUUAUCUCUUGAUAAAUCAAGUAGUAUGUGAUUUAUAUUACUGUCUAUGUUUUAUAAAAUCACACACGAAGUUGACUUUUACUAUGUAAAUGAUUGGGUUGCAUCUUUUCUGUGAGUCUUUGCUCUGAAAUAACCUCUAAGAAUCCCUAUGCAUUUCUUAUAAACUGAAUCACUACAUUUGGUUUAAUAAAAAUCUUGUUGAGUUUC
Messenger RNA from Labrus mixtus (cuckoo wrasse), 1279 nucleotides. RefSeq names its product chromosome 14 C11orf54 homolog (gene bkgd). NCBI's taxonomy places the organism in Eukaryota, Metazoa, Chordata, Actinopteri, Labriformes, Labridae. The transcript is spliced from 8 exons. Gene Ontology annotation, molecular function: zinc ion binding; hydrolase activity, acting on ester bonds. Gene Ontology annotation, cellular component: nucleus. The record is from RefSeq and is a predicted model, not a curated record. The coding region runs from base 66 to 1025 and encodes 319 amino acids.